AGGCGGGACUAGGUGCACCUAAACAGACGGAGGGGUUAUGCAUUGUGCUCAGUGUGUCAGUGCUGCAUCCACUGAGGAGAGAGAGGAGACAGGGCCACGCACGGCCACAUUAACCCUGAGCUGUAAACCUGCACACAGAGGUCGCAUCUGUGAUCGUCUCUGCAGCCUUUUCCUGGACGGUGCAGUCUUGCUCUUUUGUUGCCAUCAGUCGCCGGGCUGCGGGAGGAAAAAGCUGAGGAGGACUCGCCUCCUUGAAGCCCGAUUAGUCGGUGGCGGAAGGAAGGGACGUGAAAUGAACCCCUCAUCCGCUUAAACGGCAGUGCAGCUUAAAUAUCCCCGUUUUCAGGGGUUAACGGAGGAUCAAAGAGGACAUUUAUACCUUUAACCUGCAGCUGAAGGCCGAGAAAUAUCGACGGAACCUGUAGCGAUGCCCGGGUUUGAUUACAAGUUUCUGGAAAAGCCAAAGAGACGGUUCCAGUGUCCGCUCUGCAGCAAGGCGAUGCGGGAGCCGGUCCAAGUGUCUACCUGUGGACAUCGGUUUUGUGACACCUGUCUGCAAGAAUUCCUCAGUGAGGGCGUCUUCAAGUGUCCAGAGGAUCAGCUGCCGUUGGACUAUGCCAAGAUCUACCCGGACCCGGAGCUGGAGCAGCAGAUCCUGGCGCUGCCCAUCCGCUGCAUCCACAGUGAGGAGGGCUGCCGCUGGACCGGCCAGAUGAAGCAGCUGCAGGGCCACUUCUCCACCUGCGCCUUCAAUGUGAUACCCUGCCCCAAUCGCUGCUCUGUCAAGCUGACGCGCCGCGACUUGCCCGACCACCUGCAGCAUGACUGCCCCAAGCGCAAGGUCAAGUGCGAGUUCUGCGGCAGCGAGUUCACCGGUGAAGCCUAUGAGAACCACCAGGGUGUGUGUCCUCAGGAGAGCGUUUACUGUGAGAACAAGUGUGGGGCGAGGAUGAUGCGUCGUCUGCUGUCCCAACACGGCAUGGCUGAGUGUCCCAAACGCACACAGCCCUGCAAAUACUGCGGCAAGGAGUUUGUCUUCGACACAAUCCAGAACCACCAGUACCACUGCCCUCGGUUUCCUGUCCAGUGCCCUAACCAAUGUGGCACACCUAACAUCGCCCGAGAGGAUCUGGCUAACCAUGUGAAGGACAACUGCGGCAGCGCACUCGUUCUCUGCCCCUUCAAAGAUGCCGGCUGCAAACACCGGUGCCCCAAACUGGCUAUCGGUCGUCACCUGGAAGACACCACUAAGUCUCACCUGACUAUGAUGUGUAACCUGGUGGGGCGUCAGCGGCAGGAGAUCCUGGAGCUGCGGAGGGAGAUGGAGGAGCUGUCCGUCAGUCAUGACGGCGUUCUCAUCUGGAAGCUCAACGACUACACCCGCAAACUCCAGGAGGCCAAACUCCGAAGCAACCACGAGUUCUUCAGCCCACCCUUCUACACUCACCGCUACGGCUACAAGCUGCAGGUGUCGGCCUUCCUGAAUGGUAAUGGCAGCGGCGAGGGCUCCCACCUCUCCGUCUACAUCCGCGUGUUGCCCGGAGAGUAUGACAGCCUGCUGGAGUGGCCCUUCUCCUACAAGGUGACUUUCUCCAUUAUGGACCAGAGCGACCCGUCGCUUUCCAAACCCCAGCACAUCACCGAGACCUUCAACCCCGACCCCAACUGGAAGAACUUCCAGAAGCCCAGCAGCAGCCGCAACUCGCUGGACGAGAGCACCCUGGGCUUCGGCUACCCCAAGUUCAUCUCUCACGAAGAGAUUAAGAAGAGGAACUACAUCCGAGACAACUGCAUCUUCAUCAAGGCUUCUAUAGAGAUUCCCCAGAAGAUAAUGGCUUAAGAUCUGACCUUUGUUUUCUUUUUAUGAAGGAGGAAGAUGGGUUAAAGACUGGAACUGACACUUAACCUUGAAAACUUCUACACACUUACCCUUUAGAUACUUUCUGCCCUUACGGCCUCUCCACCACAGAGCUUGAAGCGAGUCUGUUUGGCUGUGUGAGCUGACUCGGAGGACCUUGAUAUAUCACAGAGGAGAAAGUGUUUGGUCUGCAGAACCAUCACUCUCUGGUGUUUCUUUUUAUUAUUUUUUUUUAUCUGUUUGCUGAUCUUUUAUCACAGUCUACAACAAAAAGCCUUGGAAAUCAAACAGUGCCUAGAGAGUUUAUCUUAAGUUAUAUUUUUGUUGUUAUUACUGCAGUACAGAUGUUAAAGAUUAUGGAAAAGUUAUAAAAAUAGGGCUGAAGGGCUUCACUAAGCCUCUUCUCUUAGAGUAGAGAGAAAGUUAGAAGCUGGUUAGAGACGUCCCGUUGGGGUGAUCUAAAGAAAAGGAAGCUCAGCAGACUCAAGCUCAAGCCCAACUGCCUUUUGUUUACACGCUCAUACAGUAUACUCCCACUGAUCCCUGAACAAACACAGAGCCCUUGGUAAGAGACUACUCGUGAGAUUUGUGUACACAUAAACAUCAAGUCGAUGUUUUCAAGUAAGGAACUUGCAGCUUCAAUUUUGGCGAUUUUCAUGUUUUAAGGGAAUAGAUUGACAUUUUGGUUGAGUUGAAUGAGAAGAUAAACGCCACUCUCAUAUCUGUCCGUUCAAUAUAAGGCUACAGCCAGCAGCUGGUUAACUUAGCUUAGCACAAAGGCUAGAAAAAGGGGAAAAAGCUAGCCUGGUUCUGUCCAAAGGUAACAAUAUCACCACCUCAGACACUCAUUAAUUAAAAUGUUAUAUCUCAUUUGUUUAACCCAUAUAAAACCUGUGGAGUAAAAAUGAAAAUUUGCUGUUUUAUGGCAGGUUUUAUGCCUAACUAUUUCUUGGCUGAGAGCAGUGACUUCCUGGAGUCUCACUGGUUGCCUGGCAACUGCACCCGAGAAAUAGCCCUCCAUAAAAUGGUAAAUUGUAAUUUUUAACCCUUGUUUUUUUGUACGGAUUAAAUAAACAUGAUAUAACGUGUUAAUUAGGGAGCUUUAGAGGUGCUGGUAGAUCAUUUUGUUACCUUUGGACAAAGCUAGCCUAGCUGGCUAGUUGUUUAAUCCAUACAAAAAUCUUCGGACAGAGCCAGGCUAGCUGUCUCCCCCUUUUUGCUAAGCUAAGCUAACUGGCUACUGGUUGUAGUCUUAUAUUGAAUGAGUGAUAUCAGUCUUCUCAGCAAAAAAAAGCAAAUAAGCGUAACUUUAAAAGUUGGCAAGUUUUUUUUACCCGACAACAUUGAAGUUACAAAUCUGUCUGUGACUUGUGUUUGUCAGUAGUUCAACCCAGUCGUAAAUAGCUUCAGGAGCGUGCAGAUGAACCAAACACACACACUUCAUAGUGACCCUAUGAGGCUUUGUGUCUAUUGUGGAGUCCACCAAUAGGGGGAGAAAAAAAGCACCUUUCGUCGGUCUUCGGAUGAGCAGAGCAGACAAAGAGGCCAGUUGUCGGAGUACAUGCGCAUUUAAUAGUGAAGGAAAAGCCAUGUGGCCUUUUUAUACAGUAUGUCUUCGCAUGAGGGUUUUAGGGGUGAGCAGGGCAACAUAAACACAUGCAUGCUUCAUGUGCUACCACCUGGACCACGUUUUUGUACUGUAGCCUGUAUUCUUGAAAUCCUCUCCCGUUGAUGGCUAUUUUGUCUCUUUUUUUGGACUGUUUGAAAUUGACACAUUGUCAAAAUAAUCGUUUUUGGUUUUUUUUGUUUUGUUUUAUAUACAGAAAAUGUGAACACUGUUGGUCAUAUAACCUAUAAGGACAAUGAACACUUGGCUGUGAAGUGUAUUGUUUUACAUAGCCUGGGCAUGGACGGUGUGCCGUCUGAAAAGAUGGUUAUUGACUUGGUCUCUGCAAAUAUGUGGGUGUGUCGGGACUGACUACACCUUUUGUUGUUACCAUGAUCACCGGUGUCUGUCUUCAGCUCGGCACACAAUGUGGCGACGAGGACUGUUUGGAGGGACCCAGCCAUGUGCGAUACACCUGUCUCCAUCACAGCACUGUCAGAGGGGUGGCGGACUUUAAUGAUACAGUACACUCAUGAUGUAUGUGAAUACUAAUGUAAAAAUGCAGAAGCACAUUCUGUCUUUUUAUUAUUAUACAUGGAAAAAAUCAUGAUUUCUUGUCAUAAUACCAGCUGAUAUUUUACAGUGAUUUGAAGAAGUGAGAAGAUGAAACUUUUUUGUAAGAUUCUGUAUUUUUAAAAAUACUUAGCUGUUUUAUACAAACACUUUUCGUUGGAGAGUCGGGGUUGACUUUGGGAAUUUUCAGACCCUUUUGUCUCUUGGACAUUUGAAUAAUUUGUUUGUACUUGUGGUUUGAGCCUCACAUAUUCUGUCUGUAUUAUUUCCUCUUAAAAGUAUUUAUUUUAAGGAGCCAAUCAAUAUGUCGAUUGAUGAGUGCUUGUCAAUUUCUUAAUUGAAAUAAAAUACCAUAUAUUAUA
Molecule: messenger RNA, 4399 nt
Organism: Siniperca chuatsi (mandarin fish)
Lineage: Eukaryota; Metazoa; Chordata; Actinopteri; Centrarchiformes; Sinipercidae
Gene: traf4a
Product: tnf receptor-associated factor 4a
Exons: 7
Coding region: 428-1840 (470 amino acids)
Biological process (GO): activation of NF-kappaB-inducing kinase activity; positive regulation of JNK cascade; signal transduction
Molecular function (GO): protein binding; zinc ion binding
Source: RefSeq, a predicted model, not a curated record